AUGGCGACUGAGCUCGAUCUUAAGGCGGUGUCCGUCUUCUCGACCGUGUCGGAAGCAGCGCUCUCUUCACUGCUAUCGGCGCCGACACCAGAGACAGUCACUUCCUUUCUUCAGAACGUGCAGAAGAAUGCCAAAGAAUGUGAACAGAACAAGUCACAGAGAGUUCGACUUGAGGUUGAACUUGAGACUGUCGUACGGACGAAUGAGUCCAAAGUCAAAGUCUUGCAGAACUCGCGGGACAAGGCUCUGUCCGACGUGCAGAAGAUUCGUGGUGACUUGCAACAGUCAGAGACGAAUCGGUCACAGGUCCAGUCAGAACUAGAACGCCUUCGAAGUACUACUUCAUCCGAUGCCUCGGAGACCACCACUCUCAAGUCCCGCAUAAGCUCACUCGAGGCGUCGAAUCGAGACACGCUUGCUCUCCUUGAGUCGAAAACCAACGCCUACGACAAGCUCUCGCAGGAUCUGUCAGCACAACAUCAGAAAUCCACAGAGCUACGAAAGCAAGUCGCGUCCCUCGAGCAGGCUUCUCAGUCGUCUACUUCAGCCGCCGCCAACGCCCGAUUCAUGGAGCAGACACUGCAGCAAGAGAUCGAUCUCCUCAAGAAGAACAAUGACUGGCUCGAGAAUGAACGUAAGGUCAAAGCUGACGAACACACUGCCUUCCGUAAAGACAAGAAUGCUCGCAUCGCAGAGCUGUCGCGAUCCAACGAGCAGUACAUUGCAAAUGCCGAAGCACUCAAGCGGUCAGAGGUGUCGCUGAAGCAUCGUCUGGACGACUACGUCAACAAGUUUGAGGACAGCCAGCAAGAACUCCAGAGACUCCGCGACGAAAAGUCUACCGAUGCCGAGUCAUUCAGAGGCGACCUUGAGAAUGUCCAGCGUCUUGCCGACCUGCAGAAAGCCCAAGCAGACGGUGCCAAGCAACGCAUCCAAGACUUACAAGAGGAAGUCGAGGAGAUCAAAGAGAAGGCUGCCGAGGAGUUGGGUAUCAUUAGAUCAGAAGCCGAGCAAGACUUUCAGGAAAAGGAAGCUGCAGUCCGAAAGAUCACGGAGCUCGAGGCCACUAUUGCACAGCUUCGGUCUGAAGCUGAGGAGCAGCGACAACGACCCGAAACUCCUCAACCACCUAAUGGUCAUAUGCCUGCAACACCUGGUCGACCUUCCACACCUCUAGGUAUCUUCACGCCUUCGUCGAAAGCCAGAAAUCCAACAUCAACACAGAUGUAUUCUGAGUACAAACGUGUUGAGAGAGAAUUGGCGAAGGAGCGGCUUGAGAAGGAUAAUCUUCAGAAAGAGCUCGACGAAAUCGUUGCGCAGCUUGAGGAGCUAAGCCCGAACUCGACGAACAAGGCAAGAGACGAAGCGUCGCGCAGUGCACGCGUGUACCAGAGUCAGCUCGAGGGCCGUACCAAGGAGGCCGAAGCGCUACAACAACAGCUUCGCGACCUGAGCUCACAAUGUCGCCGUUUGCUCAUGGAGCUUGAGAUCCGCGAGCGAGGCCAGACUCUUACAGAUGAGGAUUGGAUGCGCCUGCAGGCCGAGGCCGAUGAGCGGAACCAGGCUGAGCUGAAGGGUCUUUCAGAGACUCAACAAGUCGAGCGAGAGGAGCAGUUCGUGUCCAUGAAGUCAGAACUCGAAACAGCUCGUGCACAAAUUGCUGGCUUCCAAGACGAGAUCAAGACUAUGGUGGCCCAGUCCAAGAGCUUCGUCAAGGAACGAGACAUGUUCCGGAACAUGCUGACGCGGAAAGGUCAUCUCGGCGAUGGGAUGGACUUCUCGAGAUCGCUGCCUGUGCCGGCUGCUGGUUCACCAAACAAGGCACUGUCAGCAUCCGUCAGUCAAGCAGACUCCAGCGACUUUUCCAAAUUGAUCAAGGAGAUGCAACAGCAGCUUGAUGCACAGAAGGAAGUUUCCAACAUGGACCACGCCUCACUACGUUCCCAGUUGGACAAUUUGUCGAAGCGCAACUCUGAGCUUCAGACUGCCACGAGUCGUCUGCAAGGUCAACUCAGUGCAGCCACUCAGCGUGCAGAAAUGCUGCAAACCAACUACAAUAUGCUCAAGACCGAGAAUGGUGAGCUGCAGCGCAGAUCCGCCUCAAGUAUGGAGACUGCCACAAAACAAGAGAUGCGGAUUCAGCAGGCGGCGGAAGACCUGAUUGAGACCAAGGGCUUGGCGGAAAGUCUGCAACGCGAGUCCGCCAACCUCAAGGCGGAGAAGGACCUCUGGAAGAGUGUCGAAAAACGUCUGAUCGAGGACAACGAAACCUUGCGAAACGAGCGAGGUCGUCUGGACCAGCUUAACAGCAGUCUCCAGAGCAUUCUCAAUGAGCGUGAGCAGACAGACUCUGAGACUCGGCGAAGACUACAAUCCCAGUCUGAAUCUCUUGAGACCGAGCUGCAAGCCACCAAGCGCAAGCUCAACGACGAGCAAGAGGAGAAUCGAAAAGCAAGUCAACGCCGCGAAUAUGAAUAUGAACAGAGUCAGAAGCGGAUUGAUGAUUUGAUGACCUCUUUAGGGGCCGUUCGUGAAGAGCUAGCAUCGGUCAAGACGUCGCGUGAUCAUCUGCAAGCUCGUGUUGAUGAGCUCAACGUUGAGAUCCGCGCUGCCGAAGAGAGGUUGGAAGUCUACACGAAGCCAGCAGACGCGACGGAAAACACUGAAGAAGACACGAUAUCGAAAGAGCAAGAAUUGACCUUGGAGAUCUCUCAGCUCAAACGUGAGCUUGAGCAUACGAAGGCAGACUUGGAACGCGCCAAUGAGCAGAUUGACGUCUACAAGCACAUCAGUCAAUCCGCCGAGGAACGUUUGGCAGAGCUUGGUGAAACUAAUGACCAAUACCGCGAAGAGACUGAUGCCAGUAUCGCAGAGAAAGACUCCAAGAUCAAAGAUCUCGAGCAACGUAUUGAAGACGUAUCUUCCGAAUUGGAGAACACCAAUACCGAGCUCUCCAAGCUCCGCGACCAACAGACCGAUGUCGACCGCCGGCUCUCUGAGCAGAAGAACAGCUUCGAAAGUGAGAUUGAGCGUCUGAAAGAAUCCGAGGAGCGUGCAACAGAGCAAGCACAAUUCAACCUUGAAGCUUCUAAGGCCCAAGCACAGAUCGCCACCGAAGCCCAGCAGAACUAUGAGAAUGAGCUGGUCAAGCAUGCUGAUGCUGCUCGAAAUCUGCAAGUGGCUCGUACCGAAGCCAACCAGCUACGAUUGGACGCUGUGGAUCUAAGAACCAAGGCUGAUACUGCUGUCCAUGAUUUGCAGCAGAAAGAAUCGAGCUGGACUGAGGUCAAGGAUCGGUACGAGCAAGAACUUGCUGAUCUGAAGAAGCGCAGAGAAGAGGUGCUGCAACAGAACAGUCUCCUGCAUAAUCAACUGGAAGGCCUGACACAGCAAAUCAGCGUCUUGCAGAAGGAUCGUCUCGCUCUCAGCGAGAGCAGCGAAGCCAAUCCUUCCAGCAGUGCCGAUCUCGACAAUUUGCAAGAAGUCAUCAAAUACCUGCGCCGUGAGAAGGAGAUUGUCGAUGUUCAGUAUCAUCUAUCGCAACAAGAGGCCAAACGUGUUCGUCAGCAGCUCGAUUUUACACAAUCACAGCUCGACGAGACUAGACUCAAGCUGGACCAACAGCGACGUUCCGAAGCCGACUCAGAGCGCAACGCUGUCAGCCACAACAAGCUGAUGGAGACACUCAACGAGUUGAAUCUCUUCCGUGAGAGCAGCGUAACUCUGCGAGCAGAAGCCAAACAAGCCUCGCAGGCCCUUGCAAGCAAGACACAGCAAGUGGAGGAAUUAGAAGCGCGAAUCGAGCCUCUUCAGGCUCAGGUGACUGAGCUCGAAGGUCUUCUCGAGACUCGAGACGGUGAGCUUAAGUUAUUGCAGAGCGAUCGUGACCACUGGCGACAACGCACGCAAGACAUAUUGUCAAAAUAUCAUCGAAUUGAUCCCGCUGAGCUGGAGGCACUCAAGGAACAGCUUACGAAGCUCGAAAAGGAGCGAGAUGAGGCCAUUCAGGCCCGUGAUGGCUUGCAAUCCCAGGUCGACACAAUUCCCGAUCAGAUCAAGGAAGCCAAGGACGUGCAGCGGAAUGCGCUGGGAGAACAAUUCAAGACAAAGUUGCGGGAGGCGAAUGGGAAACUCAAGGACAAACAGACCGAGCUGGACGCGGCAACAGGUGAAAAGGAUACAAUACAGCAAGAGCUGAAUGAUGUACGUGAGCAGCUUGAAACCUCACGUACUCGUCAGACAUCUUCCAAUCAGGUCAAUGGUGAUACUGCUGAAGUCAAUGGCGCUUCAGAGGAAAUCAACGAGCGGGUCGUGGAGCUCGAGAGCAGGAUCUCGGAACUCGAACAGUCACUGGAGCAGAAAGACGGACAGAUCGCUUCCUUAACGGCCGAGAAAGACACCGCAGUCAAGGCGAAAGAGGAAUUCGUCAAGGAACAUUUCCGGAAGAAAUUCGAAGACGCUAAGAGCGAAGCUGCCAAGACCAAAGAUGCCGCUCUUCAAGAAUUACGCACGAGACUUGAGGAUGAUCACAAGAAAGCGAUGGACCAAUUGCGUAACGAGUUGUCCAAUAACACUGCCGCCCCAACGAAUCCGACUCCCACGUCAGCACCCGCCGAAGAAGGCGAAGUGUCCGCGAGCAGUGAAGCUUUGGCGAUCUCCGACGAAGCGUUCCUGGCACAAACUCCAGAGCGAUGGUCAUGGGCCAUCAAGAACGUCGAUCGACUCAAAUCUAUCCUGGCGGCGAAUGUGCGAGCCAGAGUUGAGAAGGCUGUCGAGGCCACGAAAGCUGAGCUCCAAGCCGCACAGAUUCCAAAUGGCGAAGGAGCUACUGUUACUGAUGCCCAGCUGGCUCAAAUUCGAUCUGAGAUGGAAACGGCUCUCAACAAACAACAGACCGACUUCGUGACUGAAAAAGCGACACUUGAGCAACAGUAUCAAGAGCGCUUUGAGAAGGAGAAGGCUGAUCUUGUUGCUGAGCACCAGCAAGAGCUGCAGUCUAAGAGGCUGGAAUUCGACCAGGCCGCCGCCGCCAAAAUUGCGGACCAGGUUCAGAAGGCCGAGCAAAUGGCAGAAAAGAAGCAUGCGUUGAAGUUGAAUAUGACCACAAACCGCGCUAACGCGGCGCUGGCAAAACUUAAGGUAGUCGAGACUGCUUCCACGGACACUCCAGAACGCGCAGUCAAGGAGGUCUGGGAAGAGGCCAAGAAUGCCAAAGCUGUGCCAGUUGCGGCAGCUGCCAAACCUGCAGCAAGCAAUGGCGCAGCUCCAGUUGAAGAGCCAAACGCGGAGAAGGACGGCACAGUGCCUGACACUCAAAACACACAGCCAUCGGUGGCCGCAACAGCGACGCCAGCUAAUUCAGUACCCGUGGUGCCGAACGGUCCAACGAGGCCUGCGGUGGCCACCACCACAGCCACGCGGGGAGUUUCAAGCUUACCACGGGGGGCUGCGUCGUCAUUACCUCGGGGUAGGGGUGGUCCCGCUACAGUCAACACAGCCUCGCGAGGUGGCGGUAUCCCUCGCGGUGGUCGUGGUGGUAUCCCUCGCGCAGGCAGCCGGUCAGCUUCCAUCGGCGGCCCAGGUCAGCGCGGUGGCUCUGUUGCCGGCAGUCCAACUCGAGGCGGUCUGAAUCCGGGGGCUAUCCAAUUCGUGCCUGGCGGGAAACGUGCGAGGGAAGAGAGUGAUACUGGAGCUGAGGGAGGGCAGAAGCGCCCCAGAGGCGGUGGUCAAGCAUCCUAG
Cyphellophora attinorum is the source of this 5739-nucleotide messenger RNA. RefSeq names its product Nucleoprotein TPR. Bases 1 to 5739 code for a protein of 1912 amino acids. Gene Ontology annotation, biological process: mRNA export from nucleus; protein import into nucleus. Gene Ontology annotation, cellular component: nuclear pore. NCBI's taxonomy places the organism in Eukaryota, Fungi, Ascomycota, Eurotiomycetes, Chaetothyriales, Cyphellophoraceae. The record is from RefSeq and is a predicted model, not a curated record. The transcript has 5 exons. Gene Ontology annotation, molecular function: structural constituent of nuclear pore.